GGAAUCCUAGGGUUUUCCAGCUCGCCACUUCCUGCGAUCUUCCCCCAAAAUCAAAAGCCUUGAUCCCAGAAAUAGGCCUGAUCUUUCUCCAAAUUCAUCCUAGUUCAUGAAAUUUCAGGUAAAUUUCCUCGUUUUGAUGUGUUUCCAUGUUUUUAGAUCUUAAAUCCAUGCAAUAUCAUGCCUAGGAGAGGUGAAUUUGAUUCGAAUUCCAAUCCAAUUUCAUCUGAGUUCUCAUUUCCAUCCGAAUUCAGCAAAAGGGGUAUCUUGAUUCCCAGAUAUUCUGCUCCUGUUAGCAGUUUCUGCUAGAUUUAGGAAUGGAUUUGGGAGAUGGGUCUUUGAGAUCUGGGACUGAUGUGGAAGAAAAUCUUGGAAAAGAGGCCAGUUUUGAUGAAAUUGAGCUUGGAAUUGAUGGGUCUUCUUCUGUUAAUGAAAUUGGGGAUUUGGGUUCUGUCAAACAAUCCGUGAAGAUCGAGAAUUUAGAGAAAUCCGUGGACGGCAGCGAAAUCGAGAUUGGGAUUAAUGGGUGUUCUUCUGUUAGUGAAAUCGGGGAUUUGGGUUCGGUCGAUCAGGGUAUAAAGAUUGAAGCUCUAGAGAAAUCGACAGAUCCUGAUGAAACUGAGAUUGGAACUAAUGGGUCUCCGUCCAUUGGUGAAAUUGGGGAUUUAGGUUCACUCAAACAUGGAAAGGUCGGAACUUUAGAGAAAGCAUUGCGUUGUGAUGAAAUUAAGGUUGAGAAUAAUGGGUCCCAUGUCGAUGAGAUUUUGAAAAUUGACAAGUCUCUAGAAAUGAAUGGGGAUGGAACUGAACGUGAGAAAGUGGUUGGUUUAACGUUGAAGGGAAUUGGGUCUCCUUCUGAAAAAGGGUCAGAAACUGCAGAAAGGACUGCGUGUUUUGAUGAAAUUAAGCUAGAGAGUAGUGGGUCUCCUAUUGAUGAGGUUGGGGUCUCGGCUGGUGGUGGUGGACAGCAUAGAGUCGAAACCCCGACCAAAACAAAUGUUAAAGGUGUUGAAAUUGAGAAAGCAGUAGAAACUCCGUCAAUAGCAAUUGGGUCCCUCUCAGGAGGCUCCAGUGGGACGCCAGUGUUGAAAGGUUAUGGAUUGAAGAAAUGGAGGAGGAUAAGGAGAGAUCCUGGUAAGGAUGGUAUCAGUGGGGGAGAUCCUAGUCGAAUUCUGAAGCGUGGGCUGUCUAAUACUGAUCCUGCAAAAGCCCGAGAUUCAUCCGUCGAUCACAAACAGAAGAGCGAGGGUGCGGGUUCAGUUUCAUCUGUGAAUUCAGCAAUGAAAAAUAUGGUUUUCUCCGCUUUGCCGAUUGGUGGCUUGGAUUCAGAGUUUAGGUUGGCAUUUGGGAGCACUUUCCCCAUCGGGACGGAUUCCGAGAACAGCGAGGAUCGGAGUAGCAAGUCAACAGCAGGUAGUGCUCCAAAACUAAAGCUGGAACUGCCAACAACAAUUGGAUCUACUAAGGAGAGAAGCAAGGUGAAGAAUCCGAGUGGGAGGGGUUCAGGUGGUGCCGCUCAUUGGGCCCAACAAGGGAAAGGAAAGGUCGAAACCAGCAAGAAACUUAGAGGAGAAAGGGUUAGAGCUGAAAAGGAGAACUCAUACUCUAGUGUCGAAUCUGACUUGAGAAGCUCCAGUGCAGCCUUUAUGCUGGUGGGUGGUUUUGCUGGGGUUGGCGAUGGAAGGCAGAGAGAGAGGUCGUUGAAUUACAGUGGAGAGAACAGCGAUGAAGUGCAGGUGAGUGAGCCACAGUCUAGCGAGGAGGUUCAAGUGGAUUAUUACAAGGAAAAUGGGGAAGAAGUUGAGGUUGUUUCAAGAGAAGAUAUGGCAGCUGAUGUGUUGGGAGAGGAGAAGAAACAAGAAAGCGAGAACGGCAGGCUGCAUGUGGAUCAGGAUCCUUUGAUCGAGUCUAUCGUUUUGCUCCAGACUGUGCAGGAAGCACUUGAAAAAGAAAUUAAAGAAUUCGGGGAGAUUGGGAAGGGAUCCAUUUCACUGAACAAUGGCUCCAGCCAUGCAGGUGGCCUGUCUCACCAUGUGCUUUUUGAAGAGAUGGAGGAGAGUGAUUCACCGCCAUUUGAAUCCCAAGUAAGUAAACUGACCCAGAACGUGAAUCUUCUCCAGCACAAAUUGGAAGAGAUGUCAGCAGCUCUCAAGGUCAAGGAAUUGGAAGUGCUCAUGCUUGAGUCGGUUCGAAACAAAACCCAAUUGCCAGGACACAAAACGGAUAGCAAUCUCCUUCAAGAGCAAGAGGUUGAACUUGAGGAUCUGUUCAAGAAAAGGAUAGAGGCUGAAGUCGAGUAUCUGAUGAUGACAAGGACAACCCAGAAGCUGAAAGUCACUGCGGAGGACCAAAUCUCUCUAUCCCAAUCCCUGGCCAAGGAACAAGAUAAAAUGCUUCUCAAGCUGAGAGAAGCCGAAAACAAGGCUAGCAUCCUGAAGGGGCAGGCAGAGGAGUUGGAGGCUUCUUACAAGGAGCUGUUAGGAACUAAAGAGGUUUUGAAGACAAAGAACAAUGUCUGUAAGUAUAGCUUGUGCCUUUUUAUACAGUUGGUGAUGCUGUGUAUAGUUUUUGGGUUGUUUCUCAUGCAGCUGUUGCCAAAUUCUACUGAGUAUGUACCCACCUAAGCUGAUUAGGAAAAGAAGAAGAAACCCAUCUUUUUUUCUUUCUUUUUUUAAAUUGUAUUUUCGUAGUUGUAGAAUGUUGAAGGCAAGGGUUCCCAUCCUUCCAUACCAGUUCUAUUAGAAUCCAAUCCUUGAAUCUA
Molecule: messenger RNA, 2758 nt
Organism: Magnolia sinica
Lineage: Eukaryota; Viridiplantae; Streptophyta; Magnoliopsida; Magnoliales; Magnoliaceae
Product: WPP domain-interacting protein 1
Exons: 2
Coding region: 315-2621 (768 amino acids)
Source: RefSeq, a predicted model, not a curated record